UUGGCGCUGGUCUCUGUGCCUCGGCCGUUGUUUUUGAAAGCUCCGGCGGCACUUUCUUCUUUCAUUGUGUGCGCUCGAUCCUUUUGGCUCUGGCAAAGAAACGCGUGGCAGCUUUCAUUUUCGAUCGAUAGCGAACCGGUUCGGACUAAACGGUUAAUAUUAUUACUUAAUCCAGCUUUCAUGCAAUCGCCAUCCUGCCAGCCAUGAGAUUGCUGCAUCUGGGCCUGGAUUUCGUCAUGGUGGCUUUGCUGCUGCGCCAGGUGCUGGCCACCAUUAGACAUUCGCGCGAAAUUAUUAUCACAGAUGCGGUGCGCCGCAUACAGCACGAUGGCUACAAUGUGGAGCAGCACAGGGUAAUAACUAAGGAUGGGUACGUGCUGACCUUACAUCGCAUACCCCAAGUCCAACUGGAUGCGAAUGGAACGUUUUAUACCGUACUGCGACGCCCUGUGGUAUUCUUGCUCUCCGGCCUCUAUGCCUCAUCGGAUGUGUGGCUGCUCAACGGACGGGAGGACUCGCUGGCCUAUUUACUCUGGCGCGCUGGCUACGAUGUGUGGCUAGGCAACAAUCGCGGCAACAUCUAUUGCCGCCACAAUCUGUGGCUCAACACGACAGAUCGCGAGUUCUGGAACUUUAGCUGGCACGAGAUGAGCGUCUACGAUAUGCCCGCCCAGAUUGACCAUGUGCUGCGCACUAGCGGGGUAUCGCGGAUGCAUUUCGUGGGCAUCUCGCAAGGCGGCACAGUGUUCCUGGUGCUCAACUCAAUGCUGCCCCAAUACAAUGCGGUCUUCAAGACGGCCACGCUGCUAGCUCCAGUCGCCUAUGUGGACAAUACUCAAAGUGGUUUGGCCAAAAUCAUUGGACCGAUCUUGGGCACCCGUAACUACAUCUCUAAGAUCCUCGAGGGCGUUGAGAUGUUCUCAACGAACAAGUUCUUUAAGAAGUUUCUGUCGAUGACCUGUCUGGACAAUGAGAAGCCGUUGGUGUGCAUCACCCGGCUCUGGCCAGCGGUUGGCUAUGAUACGCGCUUCCUCAACAAGACCCUGCUGCCGGAUCUCAUGGCCAAUUUUCCGGCGGGUGGUUCCGUGAAGCAGCUAAUGCACUAUUUUCAGGGAUACGUGUCUAGAAAAUUUCGACAGUACGAUUACGGCCCGGAACUCAACUGGCUGCACUAUCAGCAGCUGGAGCCGCCGGAGUAUGUACUGGAAAAUGUGAAGACGCCGGUCACAAUAUUUUUUGCGGAAAACGACUAUAUAGUAGCGCCAGCGGAUAUCUGGCGUCUGGUCGCGCGUCUGCCCAACGUCGAGGCCGUCUACAAGGUACCCUGGAAGCGCUGGAAUCACUUUGACUUCAUCUGCGGUCUGGGUGUGCGCGAAUACAUCUUUGACAACAUUGUGCUGUCCAUGAAUCGAUAUGAGCAGCGCCGCAGGCGUUGAUC
This is a messenger RNA of Drosophila navojoa, 1438 nucleotides long. RefSeq names its product lipase 3. Gene Ontology annotation, molecular function: hydrolase activity, acting on ester bonds. Gene Ontology annotation, biological process: lipid metabolic process. NCBI's taxonomy places the organism in Eukaryota, Metazoa, Arthropoda, Insecta, Diptera, Drosophilidae. The record is from RefSeq and is a predicted model, not a curated record.